Molecule: messenger RNA, 456 nt
Organism: Solanum verrucosum
Lineage: Eukaryota; Viridiplantae; Streptophyta; Magnoliopsida; Solanales; Solanaceae
Exons: 1
Coding region: 1-456 (151 amino acids)
Source: RefSeq, a predicted model, not a curated record
AUGCUCUAUGAGGACAUGAAGAUUUCUAGACUUAUGGUGUAUGCUCAAUCUAUUGAGGAGUCUAAACUUAAGAGGAAGGAUAGGAAGUUAAAGAGGGCUAGGCCCAAUGAGCAAGGUCAACCUAGGUUCAAGAAGAGAGCUCCAAACCAAUAUUCUUCAAGCACUCCUAAGGUUAACCAAGAUAGAGGUAGUGAGUCUCCAUUUCCUAAACCUACUUGCCACAAUUGUGCAAUGAAACAUCAUGGGAAGUGCCUAGUCGGUUCUAAUGGGUGCUCUGGGUGUGGAAAAAGUUAUCAUCAAGUGAGAAAUUGUCCUACUUUUACGACUAGAGGAAGGGAGGCCAAACAAACUUCUCUUAAUGACCCGGAUCUUGAUGCUCCAAAGAGGAACCGUUUCUAUGCUCUACAAUCUAACAAGGACAAAGGAGUUAAUCCGGAUGAACGUACCGGUAAGUGA